Molecule: messenger RNA, 243 nt
Organism: Nematocida homosporus
Lineage: Eukaryota; Fungi; Microsporidia
Exons: 1
Coding region: 1-243 (80 amino acids)
Source: RefSeq, a predicted model, not a curated record
AUGACUCAAUUCAAUGACUCUACGAAGAAACAAAAGCCUGUAGUCCAAGUUGGCUAUGAUGAAACCAGAGAUUGUGGUGUAUGUACUAACAAUGUAGCCGAAUGGGAAACUCCCUGCAAGCAUUUAUACUGUGAUGAUUGCGUCGAGGCUUUUCUUCCCAAAAAUUGUGCCGUCUGUCUUAUGUGCGAUACUAAACUAUAUGGAGGUCCAGCCGUCUUUCCCUACUCACCGCAUACUCUCUAA